AUCGCAACACUCCCACCAUUUGUAGCUUCACACCCACCAGAAUAAACUCUCUCUUCGAUACGCAACCACAAAAGUGGGGUUUUGAUCUUGUUUUCUUUUACAGAGAUUAUAACAAAAUUCUGGUUGUUUUCUGAUAUGGGUAUUUUGUUUUCUUCUGCAAAUUUUCUUUCAGUGUAUCCAAAGGUUAAGGUUAGAACACAAGGCCAAGGUGAUCAACGUGCUGAGCAUCAUCAUAAUUGGAAUUCUUUGCUUUCUUUCAAGGAUAUCCAGUUUCUCUUAUUACAGGAUUCUUGUUUUCCAGUGAAGGAGUACCGAGAUGUUUUUGCGCCACUCACUGCCAGAAUUCCCGAGACUUAUGUACCAAAAGUACUUCCGCCAACCCUAAUAGAGUCUGCCUCAGAAGAACUAGACAAGAAAAGCAAUUCUGAUGAGGAGGAUAGACCAAAUAUUAGAGCCAGCGCAGUUCCCCGUCCACGUGCUGUCGUAUCUAGCCCCGACAAUGACGCAGUGAUUGGAAAUAAAAACAGAGUGAAAGCAGUGCGGCCUUCAGCUUUGAUGAAUCAUCAUUCUGUACAAAGUAGACAUGCACAAUGUAAGGUUGCCCCAAGUCAAGCCGUUGAUGGAAGUCCUCUGAACACAUGGAAGCCCAAAGACACUGUGGAUAAUAAUCUUAAAGGAAAGAAAUUGUCAGCUACUGAAAUAUCAAGCCAGAGAAGAAAUAUUACAAAUAAUAAACCGAGUUCUGCAAGAAUCCCAGAGUUUUGUCAUACGCACUAGGCCUCUAGUCAAGUCACCAAUACAGAGUUCUUUUGUUUCCUCGGGAAUAUCACAGACUUGGUUAAAAAUUACACUUCUUCUAUACAAAUGAAUAUACAUGUAGAGAUAAUGUGAGUGCAGGAUUAUCCUACUUCCACUUUCUGAAUAUUACUUGAAUAUUUAAGUUUUCUCUUUCC
Messenger RNA from Manihot esculenta (cassava), 953 nucleotides. RefSeq lists its product as uncharacterized. Bases 136 to 777 code for a protein of 213 amino acids. The record is from RefSeq and is a predicted model, not a curated record. The transcript is spliced from 4 exons. NCBI's taxonomy places the organism in Eukaryota, Viridiplantae, Streptophyta, Magnoliopsida, Malpighiales, Euphorbiaceae.